This is a messenger RNA of Cuscuta campestris, 1399 nucleotides long. Lineage: Eukaryota; Viridiplantae; Streptophyta; Magnoliopsida; Solanales; Convolvulaceae. The record is from the annotation of a GenBank genome assembly.
CUAGUUGUAAAGAAAAGAGUACUCCCUAUUUAUGUUUAAUACUGAAUAUCUUUUAGAAUGGUACUCUUUUCAAUUUAAUAAAGAAAGAAAAAAAUGUAGUGUUAUUCAUUCCGGUGUUACAUUCAAACUCAACCUUUUGGCGUGAAGAAGCGUAAGCUCGCAGACAUGGCGAUGCAGACCGGAGCUACCGCCUCUAAAGUCAUCGUACUGGUCGGCGCAGGUCUGACUGGGUCUGUAAUAUUAAAGAGUGGACAAUUGCCUGAUUUAAUUUCACAGCUUCAGGAGUUGCUCAAGGGAUUAAAUGACGCGGAGACAUUUCCUGGAAAGUAUGAUGCUGCUCUUUUAGCUACUCAGAUUCGGCAGUUGGCUCAAGAUAUUAAGGAUUUAAGUUUCACAAGCCCAGUAACCAUCUUCAAUGGGGAUUCUUCCAAUAGGAGUUUUGCUUCUUACCUUCUUCCAGCUGCUGCACUUGGAGCAAUGGGAUAUUAUUACAUGAAGUGGAAGGGUUGGUCAUUCUCAGAUGUUAUGUUUGUUACAAAGAGUAAUUUGGCCAAUGCUGUUGUGUCUGUCUCAAAGCAGCUAGAGAAUGUAUCUGAUGCAUUGGCUUCAACAAAGAGGCAUUUGACAAAGAGGCUGGAAACCUUGGAUUGGAAGCUUGAUGAACAGAAGGAGACAUCAGUGCAUAUUGUAAACGAUGUGAAGGAGGUGAAAUCUGGUUUAAAUCAAAUAGGAUAUGAUAUUGACUUGAUUCAUCAGAUGGUAUCUGAAUUGGAAGGCAAAAUUGAACUUCUUGAGAUUAACCAGGACAUCACUAAUUCUGGUCUGUGGUAUUUGUGCCAAGUUGCUGGGGGGCUUGAACAUGGUCAAAAUUCUAAGGCUAUUGAGGAAGUUGGUGGUAAGUUAAUACAACAUUCAAAAUUGAUUCCUGAAGAAAAUUCAGUAAAGGGGCUUCAGUUCAUUGUGGAAGCUGAUGAAGCAAGUGCAAAACAAAUCCCAGCUGUAGAUGCAAGUGAAAUGGACGGUCUUCCCAAAGUUGGUGGCCAUGCCCCUAAAGUUGUUUCUACUAAUAAAAUGAAGAUUCACAGGUCCUAUCGGGUUGGGUUAUCUUUGAAUACAACAAGUAUGUUUGGUGCCCAUAUUUGACAAUAAUCACUCACAUUCUACUUCUGUAUUCAUUUUUUUUUGUGUGUGUGGCUUCAAUGUGUGCAUAUGGUCAGGGAUGGAGGUUUGAUUGUCUCUAUUGAUAUCUCCAUCUCUAAUCGAAGCACACCGAAUCACAACAUUUCAUUAGUUUUCUCUUCCGAGGAGAACAUUUGUUUCUUUUCACUUUCGCAUCAUGUAUUUCAUCUUGUAUUGUAAUCUUCAAAUGAUGAAAUGAUAAUCAAUGACUCGGUCAAAA